ACAACUGCUUAGCGCUCAGUCGGAGUUUUGGGCUCCAGCACACGCGACAAACAACUUUGUGGUGCCUCAAAAGUGUGUAACAGAAGUGACCGUUAAACAUGUUCGUAACUCCCACCAUCUUGCUGGGACUGGUGGUGAUUAGUUUGAUAACUUAUCGGUGUUAUAAGUACUUGUUUGACAAACCAACUAACUUCCCUAAUGGGCCUCCCAGAUUGCCGUUGCUCGGUGGCUAUGGAGUGAUGCUGAUGAUUAACUAUCAUCACCUGCACAAAGCUGCUGCCAAACUGUGCGACUAUUACAAAACCAAACUAGUUGGGAUAUAUCUGGGCGAUUUUCCGUCGGUUAUCGUUAAUGAUUUCCAUGCCGUGCGAGAAGUUCUGAACCGGGUGGAGUUCGAUGGCCGACCCGAUUUGUUCCUGGCCCGAAUGCGGGAGAAGAACUUUCAACGGCGGGGAAUCUUCUUCACCGAAGGACCAGACUGGAAGGAACAACGUCGAUUCAUUCUACGUCAUCUGCGCGAUUAUGGCUUUGGCCGACGGUUCGACGAACUGGAAGCGGAAACGAACUCCGAGAUAUCGACCCUGAUCGAAAUGUUCCGGUAUGGGCCGCGCUAUCAGCAUGAGCGGGAUUUCAUGAAGGAUGGCUUCGUCAAGUGUCCGGAUGUGUUUUUUGCUUGCUUCUCCAAUGCCUUCCUACACGUGCUGUCCGGCGAACGGAUUCCACGGAAAGACGCCGGAGUGCUGUUUGAGACUGGCCGCUAUGCAAUGCUCUUCCAACGCAACGGAGACGACUACGGAACGGUUCUAAGUUUUCUACCGUGGCUGAAGGAUUUCUUCCCGAAUGCUACCAAAUACAACAUUAUCCGCGAGGGAAGUCUCGGUGUGAAUCGUUUUAUGGAGGAAGUGAUCCAGAAGGCGAUGGCUAGUUACGAAGAGGGACACGUACGGUGCUUUUUGGACCUUUACUUCCGGGAAAUGCAAAAAUCCGUUCCGAAGGAGGGCAAUUCAUUCGGUUUUCAGUAUGACCAGAUGGUGCUAGGAUUGGUGGACUUUUUCUUCCCCGCAAUUUCCGGAGCCACGACUCAAAUCGCUAUGCUAUUGGAAAGGCUCCUCUGGCACCCGGAAGUGGUUCGCAAGAUGCAAGCAGAAAUAGAUGAAGUGGUAGGUGAUGGGCGUCUUCCAUCACUGGAUGACAGGAUUAAUCUUCCCUACACGGAAGCCACGCUAAGGGAGGGAAUGCGGAUCGAUACCUUGGUACCGUCAGGAAUAGCUCACGUCGCACUGGAGGACACAACCCUACAGGGUUACGAUAUUCCGAAGGGAACAAUUCUGAUGCUCGGUUUGGACGCCAUUCACAACCAGAAGGAUGUGUGGGGUGACCCGGAAAAAUUCCGUCCGGAGCGUUUCCUCGAUUCUCGAGGACGCCUCUCGUUGGCCAAGGAUGUAUCGGUUCCAUUUGGCGCCGGCAAGCGACUUUGUGCCGGGGAAACAUUUGCCCGAAAUACACUGUUCCUUAUUGUUGCGGCCAUGGUUCAAAAUUUCAAUCUUCAAUUACCGCCCUCGGAUCGGUUGCCGUCUUUUGAGAAACGUAGCACAGGUGUCAUCAUCACGCCGCCUGACUUUUGGAUCAAGUUCGUUCCACGAUGAAGCCUUUGGAUGCAAAAGUUGCGAGCUGAUUUCAUUUUAUUAAAACUUCAAUCAUAAUAAUCGUAUAUUACGAAGAUUACGAGCAUUUUCAAGUUCUUAUUAUUACUUUAAGAGUUUGAUAAUACUAUACGGAAAAUGUAUCCGUUCUAGAGUUUAAUAUUCUCAAUAAAUAAUUAGAAAGGUG
This is a messenger RNA of Uranotaenia lowii, 1830 nucleotides long. It is a transcript of the gene Cyp304a1, whose product is annotated as probable cytochrome P450 304a1. The transcript is spliced from 3 exons. Gene Ontology annotation, molecular function: heme binding; monooxygenase activity; oxidoreductase activity, acting on paired donors, with incorporation or reduction of molecular oxygen. Bases 99 to 1646 code for a protein of 515 amino acids. The record is from RefSeq and is a predicted model, not a curated record. Lineage: Eukaryota; Metazoa; Arthropoda; Insecta; Diptera; Culicidae.